Messenger RNA from Salvelinus fontinalis (brook trout), 9202 nucleotides. RefSeq names its product C1q and TNF related 6b (gene c1qtnf6b). NCBI's taxonomy places the organism in Eukaryota, Metazoa, Chordata, Actinopteri, Salmoniformes, Salmonidae. The coding region runs from base 1602 to 2363 and encodes 253 amino acids. The transcript has 4 exons. The record is from RefSeq and is a predicted model, not a curated record. Gene Ontology annotation, molecular function: protein binding.
UGAGGGAGGCAGAGGUAAAAGAUGACAACACUGAAUGAAAAAUGAUUCAGAUCAACUUUAAUGUGCUAUUCUAUGAAGACAGUUUGUUAGUUUAUUUAUUUAUUCAUCAUUUAUUUAUGUAACCUUUAUUUCACUAGGCAAGUCAGUUAAGAACAAAUUCUUAUUUACAAAGACGGCCUACACCGGUCAAACCCGGACGACGCUGAGCCAACUGUGCGCUGCCCUAUGGGACUCCCAAUCACGGCCGGUUGUGAUACAGCCUGGAAUAUAGUUAGAACCAGGGUGUAGUGACUCCUCUACCACUGAGAUGCAGUGCCUCAGACCGCUGAACCAGGGUCUGUAGUGACUCCUCUAGCACUGAGAUGCAGUGCCUCAGACCGCUGAACCAGGGUCUGUAGUGACUCCUCACCACUGAGAUGCAGUGCCUCAGACCGCUGAACCAGGGUCUGUAGUGACUCCUCUACCACUGAGAUGCAGUACCUCAGACCGCUGAACCAGGGUCUGUAGUGACUCCUCACCACUGAGAUGCAGUACCUCAGACCGCUGAACCAGGGUCUGUAGUGACUCCUCACCACUGAGAUGCAGUGCCUCAGACCGCUGAACCAGGGUCUGUAGUGACUCCUCUACCACUGAGAUGCAGUACCUCAGACCGCUGAACCAGGGUCUGUAGUGACUCCUCACCACUGAGAUGCAGUACCUCAGACCGCUGAACCAGGGUCUGUAGUGACUCCUCACCACUGAGAUGCAGUACCUCAGACCGCUGAACCAGGGUCUGUAGUGACUCCUCUAGCACUGAGAUGCAGUACCUCAGACCGCUGAACCAGGGUCUGUAGUGACUCCUCACCACUGAGAUGCAGUACCUCAGACCGCUGAACCAGGGUCUGUAGUGACUCCUCACCACUGAGAUGCAGUACCUCAGACCGCUGAACCAGGGUCUGUAGUGACUCCUCACCACUGAGAUGCAGUACCUCAGACCGCUGAACCAGGGUCUGUAGUGACUCCUCACCACUGAGAUGCAGUACCUCAGACCGCUGAACCAGGGUCUGUAGUGACUCCUCACCACUGAGAUGCAGUACCUCAGACCGCUGAACCAGGGUCUGUAGUGACUCCUCUAGCACUGAGAUGCAGUGCCUCAGACCGCUCGGGAGCCCUGAGUUAAAGAGGUAAAUGUUAUAACUGGCACAGAAAUACGAACGCAUAGACGCCAAGAGUCUACUUGGCAGACAGGGACGAAGAAGAAAGAGAAGAACAUAUGAUAAAGAAGAUGUUAAAUGAGCUCUGAUGGAGGUUUAGUGUACAGCUGAACUACUCUGACAGAGAGUAGUACACUGCAGACUUGUCUUAGUAGUAGAUGUGUACUUUAGGGAGGGGUGGAGGGAUGGAGGGAGUCAUCGAGAGAGGAGAGAACGGGAGGAUGAGUUAUCAUCAGCGAGGAGGGGGAAAAGACAGGGAGGGAGGUGGAGGCAAGCAAUCUACGUUUAGGAGAGAGAGCGGCUGAGUAAAGUUUCUUACCCCGUUUCAACAUUUUUCUCGCGCACAGCUGGUCCUCAACACCAAUACAUUCGCGAGCAUCGCCAGCAGGAACUCAAGGUGUGGUCAUCAUGUUGGGGGUGUGUCUGUCCGUCCUAUUGCUCCUACCCCUGGCCUCGUUUAUCCCCUCCCCCUCCAGACCUCCCCCAAGAGGGAAUCCACUCUCUGUAUGCAGACGAUGCUGCGACCCCCUGCAGCCCCCAGAAUCCUCUGCUGCACGCCCUGCCAACCACGCCGCCGCCAUGCCAGAGGUCCACACCUACAUCAACAUGACCAUACUCAAAGGUGAUAAAGGCGACAGAGGAGAUAAAGGCAUGCCAGGGAAAAACGGUAAAGAAGGUCCCCAUGGUUACCGGGGUCCCAUGGGUCCUCAAGGGACUAAGGGCCAAGCGGGCGCCCCGGGAGAUGCCUGUAAGUCGCAGCACUCCUCCUUCUCUGUAGGGAGACGUAAAUCCCUCCACAGUAUAGACUACUACCAGGCCCUGGUGUUUGACACGGUGUUCGUCAACCUCUACGAGCACUUCAACAUGUUCAAAGGUAAAUUCUACUGCUUCGUCCCAGGUAUCUACUUCUUCAACGUGAACAUUCACACGUGGAACUUCAAGGAGACCUACCUCCACCUGAUGCACAACGACAAGGAGCAGGUGAUCCUGUACGCCCAGCCCAGUGAGAGGUCCAUCAUGCAGAGUCAGAGUGUUAUGAUGGACCUGGCGCUGAACGACGAGGUCUGGGUCAGGCUCUACAAGAGGGAGAGGGAGAACGCCGUCUAUAGUGAUGACGUGGAUGUCUAUAUUACCUUUAAUGGAUACCUGGUGGCGCCUAGUGUCCAGUGAUCAGGGUGGAGGAAGAGGGGGAGGAAACUGUGUUGGAUUUAGGUUGUUUUAUCAUGCCUAAAGUUCAGUGAUGAAAAAGGAGGAAAGAAGAGAGGGAACUUGCGCCGGUGUUGGAUUUUAGAUUUUGCUUGUGCCUAUAUUGCCUUCAGUGCUCACCAAAUUCAAAUGAAAUCUGGUUUGAUUUUGGUUGUCCCUUUGCAGUGCCUUCAGUGCUCACCAAAUGGAAACUCUGGGUUGAUUUUGAUUGUUCCUUUGUGGUGCUUUCAGUGCUCACCAAAUGUAAACUCUGUGUUAGAUUUUGUUUGUCCUUCCGUUGUGCCUAAAGCAGCCAAUGAUACAAAUGACCUGCACACACGUUUUCCUCUGCCUUACGAUGUAUUCCUCUCAGGUACUUUGAAUGGGGAGGGUUGUGGGCUGCAUCACUAUGCAGUGUUGUGUAGUCCCAGUCCCAGUGUUGUGUAGUCCUAGUCCCACCAAAAGACAUAUUUUCAAUGUCUUUUCAGUGUCUUUUCAACAUCUUUUGAUCAUAGGCUGGUUUUGGGACUAGACUUCAAUGGACCCUGCAUUGAACUGUUGCUAUGGUGACCUCGAGGAAAGCUUUAAAAGUGGAAAAGGAGAAAAUGCCAGCCAUAUCAAAUGAAAAUAUAGAGAUUGUUGAGUAAGUAAUGCAAGAUUGUAUUGAUAUAUAUAUUAAUAACUCAGUGUUAUGUGUUUUUAUAGAGAUUUACUUUCAGCUGCAGAGCAGCUUGUAACAUGUAAAUAUUUGUAUAGAUUUUUGUUACCUAAAACGUUUUGUCACUAGCCUGGGUGCCAGUUGGUCUUUGUUUUAGCUGAACUGUUAAGGUACUGUUGCUGAAUGCAGUUUGAAAAAGUUCUGCAUCCAGGCUGGGCUUACCCUAACCCCUCUACCACCAGAAACUGGAAAUACCUAAUUCCAUUGUAUCAAAACAACACAUACUGUAUCAGAAAAAUAUAAACCAAACAAUCAUUUGUAAAACCCAUUCAAACUAGAAGCCCAUUCUAAACCAGACCUUCUAGAACCAGUACUCCCCAUUGUCAGUUGAACAGGUGAAUUCUAUCUUUCACCUAGAGGUUAAAGGUCAAACCCUGACCUCCUGACCCCUGCCUAAUUCCCACCGUUAGAGUAUACAACCCCUCAUUACUGUCAAGAUUUGAAUAUGUCCUAGUAGUGCAAUACAUGGGGAAUAGGGUGCCAAAAGUAGUGCACUGUGUAGGGAAUAUAAGGUGUGUCCUAGUAUGUCAUAGUAGUGCACUGUGCAGGGAAUAUGAGGUGUGUCCUAGUAUGGCAUAGUAGUGCACUGUGUAGGGAAUAUAAGGCGUGUCCUAGUAUGUCAUAGUAGUGCACUGUGUAGGGAAUAUAAGGUGUGUCCUAGUAUGUCAUAGUAGUGCACUGUGUAGGGAAUAUAAGGCGUGUCCUAGUAUGUCAUAGUAGUGCACUACAUAGGGAAUAUAAGGCGUGUCCUAGUAUGUCAUAGUAGUGCACUGUGUAGGGAAUAUAAGGCGUGUCCCAGUAUGUCAUAGUAGUGCACUGUGUAGGGAAUAUAAGGUGUGUCCUAGUAUGUCAUAGUAGUGCACUGUGCAGGGAAUAUGAGGUGUGUCCUAGUAUGGCAUAGUAGUGCACUGUGUAGGGAAUAUAAGGCGUGUCCUAGUAUGUCAUAGUAGUGCACUGUGUAGGGAAUAUAAGGCGUGUCCUAGUAUGUCAUAGUAGUGCACUGUGUAGGGAAUAUAAGGUGUGUCCUAGUAUGUCAUAGUAGUGCACUGUGUAGGGAAUAUAAGGCGUGUCCUAGUAUGUCAUAGUAGUGCACUGUGUAGGGAAUAUAAGGCGUGUCCUAGUAUGUCAUAGUAGUGCACUGUGUAGGGAAUAUAAGGUGUGUCCUAGUAUGUCAUAGUAGUGCACUGUGUAGGGAAUAUAAGGCGUGUCCUAGUAUGUCAUAGUAGUGCACUGUGUAGGGAAUAUAAGGCGUGUCCUAGUAUGUCAUAGUAGUGCACUGUGUAGGGAAUAUAAGGCGUGUCCUAGUAUGUCAUAGUAGUGCACUGUGUAGGGAAUAUAAGGUGUGUCCUAGUAUGUCAUAGUAGUGCACUGUGUAGGGAAUAUAAGGCGUGUCCUAGUAUGUCAUAGUAGUGCACUACAUAGGGAAUAUAAGGUGUGUCCUAGUAUGUCAUAGUAGUGCACUGUGUAGGGAAUAUAAGGCGUGUCUUAGUAUGUCAUAGUAGUGCACUGUGUAGGGAAUAUAAGGCGUGUCCUAGUAUGUCAUAGUAGUGCACUACAUAGGGAAUAUAAGGUGUGUCCUAGUAUGUCAUAGUAGUGCACUGUGUAGGGAAUAUGGGUGCAGUCUGGGAUGAUCAGUUGUGUCUGACAGCUCCAAUGAAAAACCCAACUGAAAGCUGAAGAGAAGACAAACAUCAACAACAUGUGGUUUGGAUGGUGACGGUUGAAUUGGUUGCCAGAUGGACGACCAUAUCUCUAGUAUUACUGCUAAUUCCAUCCUCAGUCCACAGGGACUGGGGCUAAACUGGAGAUAGAGGAGAGACCAACUGGUGUAUUAGGCCAUGACUAGAUAGCUCUGUAGCCAAUUAGAAGAGGCUUUACUGGUGUAGUUCCCUAGGCAAUAGCUAUGUAGCCAAUUAGAAGAGGCUUUAGUGGUGCAAUUCCCUAGUCAAUAGCUCUGUAGCCAAUUAGAAGAGGCUUUAGUGGUGCAAUUCCCUAGUCAAUAGCUCUGUAGCCAAUUAGAAGAGGCUUUAGUGGUGUAAUUCCCUAGUCAAUAUCUCUGUAGCCAAUUAGAAGAGGCUUUAGUGGUGUAAUUCCCUAGUCAAUAGCUCUGUAGCCAAUUUAAUAGAGUACCAUAGUGAUGUACAUCCUAUGGCUGUUGUACUGUUAGUACCUAGUUCCUGAAUAUCACUCAAAACCAAGAGCAGAAGUUGACACAGUUGGUUUGCUGUACCCAGGAGGCAGAACAGCAUAAAGCCUUGUGGAUUGGGUUAUUAGUAUUUCCCCUGUGCCCCAAAACACAGCCAUUUAUAACCUCGUUCACACACUCGUUCUGUUUCCUACGAUCUCUACGAAUGCAGAUGCACUUUCAAGGAGUCCUCUGCGAGUUGUUGGUAGACGAGCUCGCUAAAACUAGCCUGGUCCCAGAUCAGUUUGUGCUGUUUGGCAUGACAAUGACCAUUGCAAGACAGUACAAACAGAUCUGGAACCAGGCUACAGUAAAAGGGAAAAGCAGCAGAACUCAUGUUCCUUCCUAGAUGCAUUUUAUUAGUCCUAUUAGACGGUUGUGUAGUUCUCUUGUAUUUAGCAGCACUUAGAGCCUUUUACAGCAUCAUUAAAGACAUGGACCCAGUUCAUAACAGGAACUACUCUAUCUGAGCUAAACAGUAAAGUAGCUUUGAAUCGCCCCACUAUCCGAUAAACGCCAUGCUCUAUAAAAUGAGCCAUAAAGUAAGUUGUAGUGUUAUGUUACCUGUGAAAUAGUGUUGAUAAAACUCCUGCAGUUACUGCUGUUAGAGUUCAAGGUUUAGAUGGGAGGGCGGCUGGGAGGAGUUGGUAUGACAGGUUAUGACGUAUGUUAUAUCAUGCUCAUGGCAUGUUUACAAGACAGGUUUCUGGAGAAGGGUUCAAGCAGAGUGUUAGCGAGAGUUGUCAAUGACAUCAAUGACGUCCGAUUUCCCCCUGCGUCAAAGUAAGUCACAGCUUUCUCUCUAACACCCUCGCUAUCUCUCUCUCUCCUCUCUCUCUCCUCUCCCUCUCUCUCCUCUCUCCCUCUCUCCUCUCCCUCUCUCUCCUCUCUCCCUCUUGGUCUCUCUCCUCUCUCCCUCUCUCUUGCUCUUCCUCUCCCUCUGUUGCUCUCUCUCUCCAUCUCUGUCUCUCUCUGUCUCUCUCUCCUUCUCCCUCAGUCCCUCUCUUGCUCUCUCUCCCCAUCUCUCUCUCUUUCAUCCUCUGGCCGUCCCUCUCUCUCUCAUCCUCCGUCCCUCACUCUCUCUCUCUCUCUCUCUCUUUGUCGGGGCUGUUUUUCUUUAAGUCAGUAACAGGAAGCUAAUGACAACCAGACCUCUGACUGACCGCACUACCCUGAGAGAAGGAAAGAGGGGGAGAAGAAGGAGACAGAGAGGGAGAGGAGAAUAGUAGAGAGGAAAGAAAACGGGGUAGAAGAAGAGAGAAUGAAGGAGGAUGAGAGAAAGGGAAAAAGGGUGAAUGGAAGAGAGAGAGAGCGAGAGGAUACUGAAUUCUCAUGAGAGAGAAGGAGAGAGGGAAAUAGAAAGGUAGAAAGGGUAAGGCAGAAAAUCUUUGAGAAUGUAUCCCAGAUGGGAGAGUGGGGUCACGACCCCUCAAGAUAGGACAUCUCGAAGAUCGGCCUUUUCUAGUGUAAACUAACUAAUGUAAACAUACAGUAGAGAACUGAGGAGGAGCUGCCGAGUCUCAUGUAAAUCAAUGUUGUUUUUCCUGUGGGAACAUUCUCUGGUCUAAAGUAAACCAGAUAUAUGUAAAUAUGUGGUAAUGAUCCUCCUUUCAGACACAGUGUAUUAGUAGGAGCGGCAUGAUAACAACGACUAACAGUAACAGCAGCACAUCUUAUUGUGUGGGAGGAGAACCUGGGGCUGUCUAAAGCUUCUCCCCCCUGAGGUUGAGGGGAGUGAAGCUUCCUUGGCUCUCCUUCUCUCUUUGUGUGUUUGGCAUGCCUGCACGUGUGUGUGUGUGUGUGUGUGUGUGUGUGUGUGUGUGUGUGUGUGUGUGUGUGUGUGUGUGUGUGUGUGUGUGUGUGUGUGUGUGUGUGUGUGUGUGUGUGUGUGUGUGUGUGUGUGUGUGUGUGUGUGUGUGAGGCUUUCUUGGCAGGCUUGUUGGAUGUAGGGAUUUUACCUACCGCGCUUAAGAGGCUGUUGCCAACACAAACACACACAGAGAGGGCCUGAAAGGAGAGAGAGAGAGAGAGAGAGAGAGUGAGAGAGAGAGAGAGAGAGACAGAGGGAGAGGGAGAGAGACACAGAGAGAGAGACAGAGAGAGAGAGAGAGACAGAGAGAGAGAGACAGAGAGAGAGAGACAGAGAGAGACAGAGAGAGAGAGAGAGAGACAGAGAGAGAGAGAGAGAGAGAGAGAGAGAGAGAGAGAGAGACAGAGAGAGAGAGAUAGAGAGAGAGAGCGGUUGAGUAAUGGUAUGCAUGUAUCAGGGACUUAAUCACACAGGGUCAAAGGCAGGGGGUAACACAGCACUGGUUUCUACCUCCAACCUAGCUGUAGUGUUUGUCUAUUUCCCUCACUGUGUUACACAGUAUAAACCAGUUACAGUUUGUUAAAGGGAAAGGCUGCCUACUCAGUGUAUCAGAAGGAUAGUUUGUAAAGCACAGCUGGCUGUUUUAAUGAAAGCACCAGUUGUCAGCGUUUCAGGAGUGAUACAGUUGCAGACAUACACAGACCUUUAACAAGUUUAUCCACUAUACUCUCUCUCUCUCUCUCUCUCUCUCUCUCUCUCUCUCUCUCUCUCUCUCUCUCACUCUCACACUCUCUCUCUCUCACUCUCUCACUCUCACUCUCUCACUCUCUCACUCUCACUCUCACAAUUCAAUUCAAGGGGCUUUAUUAGCAUGGGAGACAUGUUUACAUUGUCAAAGCAAGUAAAAUGCAUAAACAAAAGUGAAAUUAACAAUAAAAAGUGAACAGUAAAUAUUACACUCACAAAUUCCAAAAUAAUCUCUCUCUUUUUCUCAAUCCUCUCCCUCUUCUCUCUCUCUCCCUCUUCUCUCUCUCUCUCUCUGUUCCCUUGUAGAAGCUUUAAUAGAUAGAGUUACAGAGUGAUUUUUAGGGUGGCAGGUAGAGGUUAGAACGUUAGGCCGGUAACCAAAAGGUUGUUAGUUUGAAUCUGUUGAUCUGCCGUUGAGAGGCUCUCAACCCCUAAUUGCUCCAGGGUUGCCUCUAAUCAUGUCGGAUCCCUGUCUGUAACCCCACUGUCUGAGAGGGUCUCAACCCCAACCAUGUCAGAUCCCUGUCUGUAACCCCACUGUCUGAGAGGGUCUCAACCCCAACCAUGUCGGAUCCCUGUCUGUAACCCCACUGUCUGAGAGGGUCUCAACCCCAAUCAUGUCGGAUCCCUGUCUGUAACCCCACUGUCUGAGAGGGUCUCAACCCCAAUCAUGUCGGAUCCCUGUCUGUAACCCCACUGUCUGAGAGGGUCUCAACCCCAAUCAUGUCGGAUCCCUGUCUGUAACCCCACUGUCUGAGAGGGUCUCAGGAGGAGUGGAAUAAGUAAGAAACACAUUCCCACUGGCCACCACACUUGUACAUGUGUGAAACAGGACCAAUAUAAGCGCCCCCUAUUUGACAUAAUAUUACAUAGACUAUUCUACCUAAUGACUGGAUAAUGACUUGAAUUUGUGAUGUCAGCAGGGGGCUAGUUCAAGAGGAGACGUUGUUGCAUUGUCCUUCCUAAUGAUGAUUACGGAUAGGAUUGGGUGAGGGAAAACUGAUCCUAGAUCUGUACCUAAGGGCGACUUCUAUCUGGACUAAAACAGGGUCAUUAACAAGAGGGAGUCGAGGAGCUUCUUAAUGAAUUAUGGGUAAUUAGAAUAUAGGCACAAUUAGGAAUAUAACUAUUUCGAUUUUUGAUUGAUUGAUUGAUUGAUUGAUCAGACUAACGCUAGUAAACUUUUAUAAUCUCAAGGAAUGAUGUCAGUAAAUUGGUGCUUAAAAAAACUACAUCGAUGGGUGCUAAAUUGUAUGUUUAUAUGUACAUGUGCUAUUUGUCUUAUACAUGAAUACUAUUGAUGUUUAUAUUCUAUACAGUAUAUUCUAUACGUUUUUGUGUAUUAAAGACAUUUUUUGAAAGAG